Didymodactylos carnosus is the source of this 729-nucleotide messenger RNA. Lineage: Eukaryota; Metazoa; Rotifera; Eurotatoria; Philodinida; Philodinidae. The record is from the annotation of a GenBank genome assembly.
AUGCGUGGUCGUUCAAUGGGUGAAAUAACUCUAAAAUUAAAAAAUAUUUUACAACGAAUAAAUGAAUUAGCUGAACAACGCAAAUCGGUUAGUGUUCCCAAAUUGAUUGCUGUAUCAAAAACGAAACCAAUUGAAGCUAUUGUUGAAUUAUAUAAAUGUGGUCAAUAUACAUUUGGUGAAAAUUAUGUUCAAGAGUUAGAGGAAAAAGCGAAUAAUGAACAAAUUAAACGAGAGUGUCCUGAUAUUCGAUGGCAUUAUAUCGGUCAUUUACAACGAAAUAAAUGUAAUCGUAUUGUAAAAAUUCCAAAUUUAGAAUGUAUUCAAACAAUUGAUUCCAUUCAAUUAGCAGAUAGUUUAAAUAAUGCGUGCAAAAAUGUUCAGUUUUCGAAACCCUUGAAUAUUCUUCUUCAAAUUAAUACCAGUAAUGAAGAACAAAAAUCUGGUAUCGCACCAAAUGAAUGUUUGACUCUUUAUCAACAUGUUAAAAAGAAUUGUGAAUUAUUGAAUUGUCUUGGCUUGAUGACAAUUGGUGCACUGGAUAACGUACAAAGUACGAACAAUCAGGACUUUGAAAUUUUACUCAAAUGUCGGGAUAAUUUAUGUGAACAAUCUAGUUUAUCAGUAAAUGAUGUUGAAUUAAGUAUGGGAAUGUCGAGUGAUUAUGAACAAGCUAUUCUCGCUGGAAGCACAAUGGUGCGAAUAGGUUCAUCUCUAUUUGGAGGACGUUGA